AAUAGAAAUUGAUUAUGAAAGCAGAUAAUUCUAAAUGUUUUGGAUGCAGUAAGAAGGAAGUAGAAUACUUAUAGAUCGAGGACACGUAAUCAAGUUAUGCUUUGUGUGACACUUGCUAUAAAGAUAAAAAAGAAAAUAUUAAAUCAAAAUAUUUAACAAAAGAUAGCUUCCUUAAAAGGUAUGAGGAAAAACUUAAGAAAGGGUUCCCUAAUUAUUUUAAGAUGCUCUAAUUUAAGUAGAAUAUUGAUAAACUAAAAUUAUGGGAAAAAUAAAUUCAUCUGGAAGAUGCUUUAGUAUUUAUUAAAAAUAAAAACUACACCUAAUAGAACUUCUAACUUUUGGGAACCUUUUUUUAGAAGAAGGGAAGAAAUAUGGAUAAGGUGGCUAACUAGUUAUUAAAUUUCUUGAAUGCCAAUAAGUUCGAUAUAUCAAAUCCUAUUCAAUUUACGGAACAAAACAAAAACGACAAAUUUAAAGAUAGAUUCUAUAAGUAUUUGUAGGAGAUCAUUUAAAAAUAAUAAUUCUAGGAUAUAAUAAAAUAUAUUGACGCUGAGAUUGAAAAUAAAUUAUCUAAAAUUCCUCAAGAAUUUUAAAAAGUGGGAAAUGAAUUUAAGGAUGAAGCUGAUGAGUAAGAGCAAAAUAAAUAUUUUGGUUAUAUAAACCUUUAUGAUUUCAAAAAUGGGAAAGGUAUUUUUAAAAGAAAAGAUAUAAUUUAUUAUGGAAUUUUUGAGUGUGAUAUUUUUAAAUAUGGAGUAAAGUUUGAAUAGAUCUCAUAAGAUGAGGGUCAGUUCUUCUUUGGAUAAUUUGUUAGGGAAGAAAUUCAAGGGUUUGGCAAGAUGCUAGCAUAUCAACUUGACAAUUAAAUUAUGUAUUAAGAGUAUGAGGGAAAUUUUGAGAAUGGAUUGAGACAUGGAAAAGGAAAGUUUACAUGGAAACAAAAUAAUAAAACCUUAAUAUAUGAGGGAGAUUGGUAAAAAAACUUAUAACAUGGGGAAGGCAAUAUUACUAAUUUAAGUAGUAGUAAGAAUGUUCAAUAUGAAGAAGGGAAAUUAAAAAAAGAUUAAUUAUUUCAAACAUUUGGUUAAUAAAUGAUGGGUUUCUAACCAAAUUUUCAAAGCUUUGAUCAGUCCUAAGCCCUAAAAAGUCAAAAAAUAUCACCUUAAAUUGGAACUCCUUUUCAAAAUCCCGCUUUAUCUAAUGGCUUGAAUCAAAUUCAAACUACUUAACCAGUUCCUGGAAAUAUUAAUAAGAUUCAAAGUAUACAAUAAUAAAAUUAAAGACUAUCAACAUUUCAAGUGGCAAACUUAAUUGACUCAAACAGGUAAAUACAGUAAUUUAAUACAGAAACUAUUAAAUUCUAAACACCGAAUUUUUCAAUUGGUACCUAAAUUCAAUAAUAAUAAAUAUCAAGCGAUUCAACAAAAUAAAUGCAGUAAUUUAGCUCAGAAAUUAAAUUUAAUAAAAAAAAUAUGUAGACUACUAUUUAACCCAAUUAAUAAUCCGUUGAUCAGCAAAAUUUUAAAAGUCCUUGUACAUUAUAGAUUGAUGCUUUCAGAGCUUAAACAUAAACAUUUCAAUGUAAUCCCCACACUCAAGCUGCGAAAAAUUAUGAUAUCACUGUAAAACAAAACAUCGGUGGAAUAUCAAAUCGAUAAACUAUGAGUUAUAAAUGAUAUUUUAACAGUCGAGAGG
Molecule: messenger RNA, 1692 nt
Organism: Paramecium octaurelia
Lineage: Eukaryota; Ciliophora; Oligohymenophorea; Peniculida; Parameciidae
Source: the annotation of a GenBank genome assembly